This is a messenger RNA of Salvelinus sp. IW2-2015, 1386 nucleotides long. Its product is annotated as tissue factor pathway inhibitor 2-like. Gene Ontology annotation, molecular function: serine-type endopeptidase inhibitor activity. Gene Ontology annotation, cellular component: extracellular region. Gene Ontology annotation, biological process: negative regulation of peptidase activity. NCBI's taxonomy places the organism in Eukaryota, Metazoa, Chordata, Actinopteri, Salmoniformes, Salmonidae. The record is from RefSeq and is a predicted model, not a curated record.
CGGCCCCUUGGGAAAAUCUUUACAAUAGUAUAAAUGGCUGCACAUCUCGUGCGUAAAAUUAGAAGGAUAGUUGAAUUUAGAGCCGAUCUACAACAAUGGAGUUCAGUUUAUUGAUUUUUCUGAUCCUUUCAUGCUCCCUUUGUUACGUUUUUGCGUUGUCACCGAAACAAGAGGUGUGUCUUCUUCAAGUAGACGAGGGGCCUUGCAGAGGAGAUAGCCAGCGUUACUACUACAAUACUAUCACUCAACAAUGUGAGGUGUUCAGCUAUGGAGGCUGCCAAGGGAAUGGCAACAACUUCAUGAGUUUUAUGGAAUGUAAGAAAGCAUGUUUUAGGAUACCAAAGAUCCCCCAGAUCUGCAGGUUCCAGAAGGAGGAGGGUCCCUGCCGUGCCAUGCACUGGCGCUACUUCUUCAACAUGACCACCAUGCAGUGUGAGCAGUUUGUCUACGGCGGCUGUCAGGGCAACGAGAACCGCUUCCAGAACCAGAUGUCUUGCAUGGAGUACUGUAGACCACACAAAACUACUCCUGUGCUCUGCCUGGAUCCCCUGGAUAAAGGAGGGUGUGCUGCAUCUAUACCGCGCUACUACUACAACUCAGCCUCCAGGAUGUGUGAGCAGUUCAUCUAUUCAGGUUGUGGAGGAAGCAGCAACAACUUUAUAUCCAGACAAAGCUGCAUGGACGUCUGUGCUAAAGCUGGGAAACCAUGGAAACCCAGAAGAACAGGCAUGAAGAGAACAACCACCAAAAAACGCAUUAGAAUAAAGUCUAAUAACGAUGUUAACUGUGAUGCACUGUUGAAAAUAGCAUCCAACCACUCGAAUGGGAAUCAACCUACACCAGCAGUAUUUUUGCUGUGUACCUUUCUCAAGACGRUGUAUUGUAGAAUACAUUUACCAUGGCAGCUAUCAUACAAUAUAGCAUUUCAUUUUUGUUAGCAAAAUAAUGAAUGUAUUUUUAGUAUUUUGUGUUUUUAACAUAGUAUAUUUCAACAAAAACCUUUGGUUAGCUUUAUAUGAAGUUUUCGCACAAUGGCAUAUUUUGKAUAUAAUUUAACUUUGUCUGGAUAGUCUUGUUAUUAAGCAGGAAUAAGAACUGAAUGUGUAUCAAUACUUAUUCUGUAUUUGUUCUUAACUGACUUGCCUAGUUACAUUUUUAAAAAUUACAUCUUUAUUUUCCUCUGGAUCCUCUUUGGUCAGAUAUGCUUGCAUCAUCACCUUGUCCCUUCUCAUCUGGGUUUCCAGGUGAUAGCACAGCCACAAGGUCAAAAUUGGCUAUUAUCAUACAAAUUUAUGAGAACAAAAAUGCCCUUUUUGGUCUUAAUUUAAGGUUAGGGAUAGUCAUAAGGUUAGCAGUGUGGUUAGUGGUAGGUUUAAUAUCACAUUU